AUGAGCGCCCGCGAAGCGAAAAGACCGGUGGGGGUCAUAUGUUGUGACCUGUCACGCGCGUUCGACACUGCCGACCAGUCGCUCAUCGCCGACAAACUCGCCCACUACGGAAUCCGCGGCCCGGCUAGUCAACUGAUACUCUCUUUCAUGACGAACAGAGCCCAAUUUGUUGUCGGGGACGGGGGUGCCGUUGUGUCCUCAGAGCUGCGGAACCUGAUGGGUGUUCCCCAGGGUUCGUGCCUCUCAAAUACCUUGUUCACUAUCCUACUGAACGACUUGCCAACGGCGAUACAAGGCGCGGAGUUAUUAAUGUAUGCCGAUGACGUCACGGCAGUCGUCAGCACAACCGCUGAGCAGGACCUGGAAGAGGCGCUAAAUCACGUAUCGGAACAGCUGCACGAGUGGUUCCAGUUGAACGGUCUGGCACUCAAUAAAGAUAAAACGUGUUUUAUGACCUUUAAACUAAAUGGUCACACAAGCAAAGCCCUGAGGGUGUGUGCAGGCGGUACCCCUAUACAGCACCUGUCCUGCACGCGCCUUCUCGGUUUCCAGCUUGAUGACGCGCUAACGUGGGAGCCGCACAUAGACGGACUCUGCGGUAGGUUGGGGCGCGCGUGCUUCGCGCUACGGCGCCUGGCACAAACAGCGAGAGGAGACGCAGUGCGAGAGUGCUAUUUCGCAACAGUGCACUCACUCCUUACCUACGGUGUCGAACUAUGGGCGCGCGCCUCCGACUGGAACCGUGCGUUCGUAAUGCAAAAGCGUGCGGUCCGCGCUAUGGCCGGCACGCCUGCGGAUGCUCCGGCACGACCCCUUUUUCGUGACCUCGAGAUCUUACCCCUGCCUUGCUUAUUUAUAAACCAGGCAGCGGUAUUUACACGAACGAACCUCGAAUCAUUUGAGCGAAAGGGUACCAAUACCAACUAUAAUCUCCGCAGCAACAAACACCACAACAGACUAGUCGCCGAAAAACAUAGACUCGCGAAGACUGAAAAACAUAUUUAUUAUUUAGGACCCGCUGUUUACAACCGCUUGCCUGACAAUAUCAGAGAUGCAGCUACUACCGCGGCGUUCAAGGCAACUAAGUAG
This is a messenger RNA of Cydia splendana, 1089 nucleotides long. RefSeq lists its product as uncharacterized. Bases 1 to 1089 code for a protein of 362 amino acids. The transcript has 2 exons. Lineage: Eukaryota; Metazoa; Arthropoda; Insecta; Lepidoptera; Tortricidae. The record is from RefSeq and is a predicted model, not a curated record.